UGUGUUGAGAUCAUUAGACAGCUGAAGUAGGCAUUCCGUACGCAGAGAUAGAAGAAGAAGUAAAGAUGCUGCGGCACAAAUCUUACUGGGAAACUCUCGUUUUGUGCUUCCUCUGCCUUCUCUUCGUUCUCGAGAGAUUUGAAGGAGCUACGACUGUUCCAUCAGAAGUUGCCGCUUUGAAUGCGAUUCUGGGGAGAUGGGGAAGGACGGCAUCGGCGACGUCGUCGCCGGCGUGGAACAUCAGCGGAGAGCCCUGCACCGGCGCCGCCACCGACUCCACCGACAUCGUGAACACGGCCUUCAACCCCGGCAUCAAAUGCGACUGCUCCUACGACAACGGCACCACCUGCCACAUCACUCAACUGGAUCUAAAUCAAAAUUAUUUGACUGGUCCUUUGCCAGCAUUUAUUGGAAACUUGACAAAGUUGCAAUAUUUGGCUUUCGGUACAAAUGCAUUAUCAGGGUCCAUACCAAAGGAACUUGGCAAGCUCACAAGUCUUAUCUCGUUGAGUAUAGGAACGAAUAACUUCACCGGUCCAAUCCCUCUUGAGCUUGGAAAUCUGACCAAUCUUCAAAAAUUAUAUAUUAAUAGCUGUGGAGCAAGUGGUGAGUUCCCAUCAACGAUAUCAGGACUUAGCAGCUUGCAGGAAUUGUGGGCAUCUGACAAUAAUUUCACUGGCAAAUUUCCAGACUUUAGUCGGACUAGUCUAGUUAUAUUGAGGAUUCAAGGGAACUCUUUUGAAGGUCCAAUCCCUUCAAGUCUUUCCAAUAUGACCAAAGUGACUGAUCUGAGGAUUGGUGACAUACAAAAUGGGAGCUCAUCUUUGGCAUUCAUUCGUAAUCUAUCAUCACUAAGCAUAUUAAUAUUAAGGAAUUGCAGGAUAUCUGACAUUAUGCCAUCAGACUUUUCACGAUUCACUAGUUUGCAGAGAUUGGAUUUGAGCUUCAACAAUCUGACAGGCCAAAUUCCUCAGUCUCUCUUCAAUUUGAGCUUGCUAAGUUACUUAUUUCUUGGAAAUAACAGUUUAUCCGGUAGUUUGCCCACUGGCAAGAGCGAAUCACUUCUUAAUAUUGACUUAUCAUAUAAUCAACUGGGAGGAAGUUUCCCUUCUUGGGUUAGUGAACAAAAUCUGAAAAUAAAUUUGGUAGCCAACAACUUCGUGAUUAGUGGUUCCAAUAACAGUGUUCUGGCAUCAGGACUAAAUUGUUUGCAACGAGAUAUUCCUUGCAAUCAUAGGGCACCCAUUUAUUCCUCAUUUGCAAUAAAUUGUGGUGGUAAUAAAACCAUCACAUCUUCUGAUGGGACUCUGUAUGAAAUUGAUGGAAGAGCUCUGAGUAGUGCUUCUUAUUAUGUGACCGAAACAAACAAGUGGGCAGUUAGCACUGUUGGAAGCUUUCAAGAUGCCUCAAAUGCUGAUUAUACUCAAUACAGUUCGUCCCAGUUCCAGAAAACUCAAGAACCAGAGUUAUAUCAGACUGCAAGAAUUAGUCCCUCAUCUCUUAGAUAUUACGGGCUCGGCCUUGAGAAUGGAAAUUACACAGUCAUGUUGCAUUUUGCAGAGACACGGAUACCUGAUCCACCUACUUGGAAAAGUACUGGAAGAAGAAUUUUUGACAUUUAUAUCCAAGGGAAUCUUGUGUUGAAGGAUUUUGACAUAAGAGCUGAAGAAAAUUCAUUGACAGCUGUUACUAGAAAGUUCAUUGUUCCAGUGACAGAUAACUUUCUCGAGAUUCAUUUCUUUUGGGCUGGAAAAGGUACUUGUUGUGUGCCUGAUCAAGGUUAUUAUGGGUCAUCUGUCUCGGCAAUCAGUGUCAAUCCUGAUUUCACUCCUACUGUUAGCAACAAGCCACCAUCUAGUGCAUCAAAAAGUAGUAACAAAAGUACUAUUGUUGGCAUUUUUUCUGGCAUUGGAGCUUUAGUUCUACUUAUUGUCGGGAUUUUAAUCUAUUGGCAGAGGCAAAGACUCAGCAAGGAUGAUGAAGAUGAAUUGCUGGAAAUGAGUUCCAGGCCAGAUACUUUUAGUUAUGCUGAACUGAGAAGUGCUACUGAAGACUUUGACCCUUCCAAUAAACUAGGAGAGGGAGGGUUUGGUCCAGUAUUUAAGAAGGAUCAAAGAUCAUGUUUAAAUGUGUUCAUCUAG
Molecule: messenger RNA, 2141 nt
Organism: Musa acuminata subsp. malaccensis (wild Malaysian banana)
Lineage: Eukaryota; Viridiplantae; Streptophyta; Magnoliopsida; Zingiberales; Musaceae
Source: RefSeq, a predicted model, not a curated record